UUUAAUGCCAAUUGUAUACAAAUAAAGACAGAACAAAACAUAAAUUUAUACAAGCAAGAAUUAGAACCCUAUCUCUGCAACAUCACAUUUCUUCAAUCUAAAUAUUACCAAAUAAAUGCAGGUUUUGAGAACGCAAGCUCUUGCCAUUUUGGCUCCUGUUAUCAUGUUGAUACAAGGGCCCGAGUUAUCUUUUUUGACCUCGGUGCUGCUGAAUUGGACGGUUUUUAUCAAAAGCGGACUUCUUCAAGGCUCUCACUGUCCAUUGAACAACCUCGGGCCUCUGGCAGGGAGCAUGAAGGCCUGAUGAGUUGGCCUGAGAAUUUCUUUACAGCGAGGAACUCUAACGUGACCGACGCACCACCAACUACCUUCUCAGCUAGAGCAAUGGAACUGAGCAUCUAUGGCACCAUGAUGAAUGACGGGCUAAGGGAUUUCAGAAGCUUCUACAGAUCUUCGCAAAGCAGACAAAACCAUAGUCUGUCGUAUCCUCAUAUACCCGCUGAGACGACGACAAAUGUUUGUCCUCUUUUAUCCGUACAAUCUGAAGGAAAUAGCGCGAACAUGAGGCUUGGUAACAGACAGUUAUUCAGGAUAGCACCAUUGCCUCUGCGGCCUGUGAGAAGGAGACAACGAAAUGUUGAGGGAGAUGAUUCAAGUGAUGAUGAUUUGGGUGGGGAAGUCGUCGUGCUAAUCGAUUCCCCAAGCACUAUUUCAUUCAGCAAUGUUUCUUGAGGAAAGCUUAGGCGUCAGAAAUGUGAGAAAUCUUUCAAUGAUUUCUCAGAAGCUUCCGGGUUUCUUCUGAGUUUCUCAAGUUGUAUAAUAAUCAAGAAGGCAGCUGCUUCCUGUCAUUAUUUGGUUGGUGGAAAUUAAACAGCUGCUGGUUUGCUUGAAACUUAACUCCCCAUUCUGAGGCUUAUCAUAAAUAAACAAUGCUAGGAUAUGGUUUUUAUGCAAAUGUUUAAUGUUAUGCUAAAAUGUUUACUGCUAUAUGUUCAUCUUAGUGGAACGUGA
This is a messenger RNA of Phalaenopsis equestris, 1011 nucleotides long. Its product is annotated as sodium/hydrogen exchanger 7-like. Bases 304 to 732 code for a protein of 142 amino acids. NCBI's taxonomy places the organism in Eukaryota, Viridiplantae, Streptophyta, Magnoliopsida, Asparagales, Orchidaceae. The record is from RefSeq and is a predicted model, not a curated record. The transcript has 2 exons.